Zingiber officinale is the source of this 1276-nucleotide messenger RNA. RefSeq lists its product as uncharacterized. The transcript has 8 exons. Gene Ontology annotation, molecular function: protein binding. The record is from RefSeq and is a predicted model, not a curated record. Lineage: Eukaryota; Viridiplantae; Streptophyta; Magnoliopsida; Zingiberales; Zingiberaceae. The coding region runs from base 298 to 1119 and encodes 273 amino acids.
AACCUGAAGCGGAAGCUCCGUCGGCGCUACGGCCCUCCUCGCUGCGAACUCACCGCAAGCCUCUCCUUUCCUCACAUCGUCGCCGACUUGUCGGAAACUGUAACGAUAAACGGUUUUUGAUCGACUGUGGAAGUCCGGCUCCUCUCUAGCAGUUGACGUGAUUCCCGAUCCCUUCGCUCGAUUCCUCUCCUCACGUGGUGUACCCGAUCAGAGUUUGGACAUUAACAGUUUGAGGGUUGAUUUUAGGUGUUUCGCAGUGACAAAAUCGGCAGGUUGUGCAACCGAGAUAUCUGAAAAAUGAUUCAGCAACAAUGCUCUAGAGUUGCCAAACAAGUGUGGAAGCCACUGCCCUCUUUUAUGCACAAGAGAGGGAUUCAUAGUCGUAACAAAAAGGCAAUGGAACUAGUGGCAAAAGGGUGGAGUGCUCUACAGGAAGUAGAUAGGGUUAUCGACUAUGCCGAUCGGAAUGACACUCGCCUCAUCCCACAACUCAGAGGUGCAAAGGAGAACUUUGAAUUGGCUCUUGAGAUUGACAACAUGAAUACUCAUGCACGAUACUGGUUGGCCAGGAUGCACUUUAAGUACCAUGUUCCUGGGGCUUGUAAAGCAAUUGGAGCUGCCUUAUUGGUGGAGGCUGCGAAUAUGGGUGAUGCAGAUGCACAAUAUGAACUUGGUUGCCGUCUUCGAGUUGAUAAUGACAAUGUUCAGUCAGAUCAACAAGCUUUCUACUACAUUGAAAAGGCAGUUGAUCAGUUGCAUCCAGGUGCUCUUUAUCUGUUAGGUGCAGUUUAUUUAACCGGAGAGUGUGUAAAAAAAGAUGUUGCUUCAGCUAUGUGGUGCUUUCACAGAUCGUCAGAGAAGGGUCAUGCUGGAGCAGCAAUUGCUUAUGGAUCUCUUUUGCUUCAAGGUUAUGAAGUGCCAGAGGCUAUAACCAAGUUUGAUUCAAAAAGAAACUCUUCUACUGGUGGUCUCAGGAAUAAAGGUAAGAAAAACAUUGUUGAUCCACUUGCACUGGCAAAGGAACAGUUUGAAGUUGCUGCUGGUGCGGGUUGUGACCUUGGUCUCCGCUGGUUGAAAAGGCUUGCUGAAGAUGAGAAACUUCUGCAAAAGACAACCUAGCGAGAGGCCUUCGGGAUUACAACAUUUGUUCAAAAAGAUUUUUAAUAUAAAUAAAUGUUAUCUUGGAUCAUAUAUAACCACAUAUGCAGGUAAUAUUGUAUAUUGCAUCUGCAUAUUCUUUGAAAGAUUGAUUGAUGCCUACUACCGGCUUGGCUGA